GUUGAGGCCUCCAACGGGUUGCUCCUCUCCGCCUUCAGCGACCCCCGGCAGGCGGUUCGCUGCUGCCUGGCGCUGGUUGAGGCCAUGCCGGGGCUGCCCUGGCCGACAGCGUUGCUGGAGAACGAGCUGUGCGAGGAGCUGGCGGUGGCCAGGUUCGACUCCCGGGGAGCGGUUUCUCGGGAGCUGCUGUUCAGGGGACUGAGGCUCAAGGCGGGGCUGGACUUCGGCACUGUUCAUGCCACCAUUAACCACGCUACUGGACGAGUGUCGUACAGGGGCCGUGUCAUGAACCGCGCCUCUCGUAUCGCCUCCAGUGCUUCCUCCGGACAGAUUCCGCUGGAAUUUGGUGGUGCGUGCUCAACACCAAAAAGCCGCUGA
Molecule: messenger RNA, 378 nt
Organism: Volvox carteri f. nagariensis
Lineage: Eukaryota; Viridiplantae; Chlorophyta; Chlorophyceae; Chlamydomonadales; Volvocaceae
Exons: 3
Source: RefSeq, a predicted model, not a curated record